This is a messenger RNA of Clarias gariepinus (North African catfish), 3230 nucleotides long. RefSeq names its product SERTA domain containing 4 (gene sertad4). The transcript has 5 exons. Bases 415 to 1464 code for a protein of 349 amino acids. Gene Ontology annotation, cellular component: nucleus. Lineage: Eukaryota; Metazoa; Chordata; Actinopteri; Siluriformes; Clariidae. The record is from RefSeq and is a predicted model, not a curated record.
UGUGUGUGUGUGUGUGUGUGUGUGUGUAAUUCUCGGUUUCACCGGAGCAAAGCAAAGCGGAGCGCGUGAGUAGCGCGAGCACCUAUUAUUAAAAAGGAAGAUCAAAGGCGUCCAAAAAAAGAAAAGAAGCGUCGCGUGAGAGAUGUAACAGUGUUCCGCUCCUCCACACACACACACACACACACACGGAGGCGGCAGAGAGGAGCAGGGAGAAGGUUUCCUCUCGGUGUCCCGGAGGAGCCUAUGGAGCCGCGCGGUCACCGGGUGCGCGAGACAUUCCGCCACACGAGCGACGCGGGCUUUUGUUUUGUGGAACCGACGGAGGGAAACGGUCUGAGCGCACCGCAGUGACACACACACACACACAUAUAUACACACAUAUAUACACACACAUGCGCGCGCGCGAGUGUAUGUAUGCAUUAUUUCAGCAGUAUUUACCCCCUGAGUGCACGUGCAGUGGCGGAGACGCGGAGGAUUUUAUUCCCUGGUCACGCGCAGGAUCUCUUUAUCUUCUCCGCAGUUUUAUUACCGUCAACGGAACAAGUCUGGGCACGUGCAUCCCUGCAGCUCCAGAAGAAGCCAGCGAUGACUUUGGUCUUGUCCAUGAACCCUUUCUGUGACCAUGAAGCUGAACCUCCGUGCACAAUUUACCAGCCUGUCUGGAAGCCGGAAUGCAGUGGCCCCGCCCACUCGUCAUCUAGGGCCGACACCCAUGAGCUCCACGACGAGCCCCCCUCUAGAGGAAGCACAGAUCAUGUGACCAUGUCGCGAAUCGCUUACUUUAAAAGGAAAUAUGUGGAAGACGACGACCUUCCGCUAAACUUCAGGAGUUACCGUCGCACCGUGUCCCCAGGGUUAGAGGAACAGACUCACGUGCUUCACCUCUCUCUGGACAAAAUGCGUUUCAUAGAUGACCCUGAGGCGUUCCUGCGCCGCUCCGUUCUCAUCAACAACCUCCUGCGCCGCCUCCGAACCGAAAUCCUCCUCCAGGGGGCGUGGCCAUUCAUGGCAGGCUCCGCCCCAGUUUCCUUAACCACACCCGUCUCUGUUCAUCAGGACCGGAUCCGUAAGAGGCUGAGGUUACUGCACGAGGACGAAGAAGACGAGUGCGUCUCCGCGUGUUGUUGCUUUUACGAAGCGAGCAGGUACAUGCAGCUUCCUGUAUGUGUGUACAAGAGGGACCUUCAGCCUUCAUCAUCAACAUCGUCAUCACAGUCAUCAUCAUCCUCAGCUAUAACCGAGAGACUGGAGCGUCUUUUUGAAGAGGAAGAGGAAGAAGAAGAAGACGCAGAGAGCGAAGGAGAGGAGGAGUUGGAUUCUCUGUGUCCUGGUUUGGACCUGUGUGAAGCAUCGUUAAAAGCGAGGGAGGGACUUAGAGAGAGAGAGACAGAAGGAGAGAUGAUGGUUGCCGUGGAAACGGGACAGCAGGCGGCGCUAGUUUUGGCUCAGAUUGGGAGGAAAUAGCAAAGCUGAGGAAACUUCAGAAACUCGCUAACGGUGCCUUAUUUUUGUAUUUUUGAUGUAUAUACAGUUUGCGUUGGUGUUUGUGCACGGACAUCCUUAACCUUUUACUUUAACGCAAACAGUGAUUAUGGUUAUUCCUUCUCGAUAUGAUCCGGUUUAGGAUGAAACAUACUGUUUUAGUAAACGGCUAAAAUCGGCUAGCUAGUUCAUGCUCCCUAGCUCCUGCCAGUUCACUGCUAAAAAAAGGAAUUCAUCACGUUGAGGCUCCGAUGUCACAGAUACUGUUUCUGCUAGUUAGCGAUUACAUAAGGGCUGUUAGAGUGGCGUCACAUUUGCUUGCUAUCUAACAUUUCAGAAAACAGGAAAACCUAAGCACAACUUUAGCUUUUGUCUGAAGGUAACCAUGUAAUUAGCAAAGUAGCUAACAGUAAGGUUCAGGUCAGACCAGUAUAACACAGCCAUCGUAGUUGUUUGCUAGCAGCAAGAUGAGUUUUAAAAAUGUUAGCUGGCUCGUGCAUAACCAAAGUGCAUGGUUGGAUAAAGGUGUAAGGAUUAGUUUUGUAGCACUACGCUAAAUGUUUUUUUAAUUGGAGAGAUAAAAGUUAAAGAGCUAGCUAGCUUUCUAAUUAGCUACCAGCAUUCUGUGAAAUCAAAUGCGUGUAAUAAUAAACACAAAUCCAGCAUUGAAGCUAGGUAGCUAGCUAAAAUGGUAAGGGACCAGUGUUUAGCUAGCAAGAAAAGACACUUGUCGGCGGCUUUCAAUUUUUAUCUAAUAGAGAGCGCGAGAGAGAGAGAUUACCAGAUUGUACAUGGCAAGUUAAAAUUCUCCUCAGUAUCUGUAUUAAAUAUCUGGCACAUACCUUUUUAAAAUGUACGCUUAAAGGAGGGUUUUUUUUUUGUUAUUUUAGUAUUUUCUUAUGAUUUUUUUAAUUUUCUAAGUCUGACAGCUUCAUGACAAAGUCACUGUACGUCACUCGCUAGUUUCAAUCAGUUGCUAGCUAGAAACGAACACAGAGGGGCUUUCUCACACAAAGCUAACAACAUGCUAACUGAUGCUGUCAGGGUGUGUUAGCUGACCUAGCUAGUUAUAUCCACUUGCUAGGUACUUUCUUAACAUAAAAACAGACAAAGCACAAACCUUUUUUUUUUUUUCCUUUUUUAAAGCAUGAAUUGUGACUAGUUCCCUGCCUGACGCUAGCUAGCUAAAGGCUUGAUUUAAAAAGAUUUAGCUACACGAUAGCUAGCUCACUUCUGUAAAGAGAUUAAAUGUAUUUAAUUAAGGUAAAUGAAAAAGAUGUUACAUUUAAAUUAAAUAAAUCAAAAUUGCUAAAAAUAAAUUAAAAAAUAAAUAUUUUGUGUAAAGUUUAAAGAGAGAUACAAUCACAUGGUGAAAAGGUAAAGAAAGUCAGCUGUAAUGUUUAGGUGAAAAAUCUUAAAAUCGAAAGAUUUCUUAGAAUUCUUCCUGGAUCAGACGGGAAAUAUUUAAUUUAACAAUAUUAGAUUUCUAAAUGCUCUAUCCACUCAUAGAUAAGAGAAAUAAUAAAUCAAAGAUCAAUAUUUUCCUCACUCCCUGAUAGACCUGGUACACGUGUGCCUGUGUGUUUUUAACUUGUAUUAAAUGAACAAGUAUUACAUUUCUAAAGUUAGUCUGUCUCUUUGUUGUAGUUUUUUUUAUUUUAGAUUUUUUCAUAUUUGUGUGCAGUUUUUUUUUUAAAUGAUGAUGUCAGUUUGAAUGUAUUUUUUCAGUGUAAUGUAAAAAAAAAGAA